AUGUAUUGUUUAGAAAUAGUAGUUAAAAGUGGCAGUAACGAUCUAUCGGCAAAGCGCAUCAUGAAUUUAAAGAUUAAGAUUCCAAAAGAUAAACAUACUGAUGGACCAAAAGUAAAGAGAAAAACAUCUCUUAAACAUAAAACAGUGUCUGCGGAUGAGUUUGAUAAGAAAUGUAAGUACAAAUACAGAUCUACAUAAAUGAAACCUGAAUUGAAACUUGCUUCUUAUUUGAAUGAUGAACUACUUAGAUAACAUUAAAUCUCUUAAUUAUUUUAAGAAUAUAAACUAGCAAAUUUAAAAGCAAAUCUUGUAAAAUUGAAAUCAAAAAAAAAUUAUCAAUUAAAUGAAUUGAAUCACAUUGAAUUAGAGGAUGAUGAAUAAGUUAAGUUUUUUCUUACAGAAAUUUGUAAAAAUCAUCCUGAAAUUGAUGUUAGUCAAUUAUUAUAAGUAGAUGUUGAUAAAAAGUAAAUAAAAAUUGAGACUUAAAAAUAAACAUUGUAAGAAUUGAUUGAAAAAAGAAUUAAAAAUGAAUAAAAUGAGAAUUUUAAAAAAAUGGAAUAAUAAUAUUAAAAAAAUUUAGUUAAUAUCUAUAAGGAAACUAGAUAUGAUUAAUUUGAACCUGAAUUUAAAAAGCAAGGAUAAAUAAAUAUUUGUAAAAUAAAAAAAUAAAAAGAGAUUUAAGAUAAAAUGUUUUCUGAGAUUUUUAAAAUUAAACAUCCAAUAUCAGAACAUAAUAAUAAAUAACAUUAUUUUCGUAGAUAAUUUAAAAAUCUUAAUAAAAAACAUUAACCUGCAAAAUCAUAAUAAAUCUAAAAAAAUAUCUUUCUUUCUUAACCAGAUACUAUUUAAACUACUCCUUAAACUUCUAUUAUUCAAGAAUUUAAAGGAAAUCCUCUUACUACUUCUAUUGGAACUUAUAGUGAUAUUAAAUCUCCACUUAAUUCUUUUAGAAAAAAUGAUUUCAGUUUAAAAUUAAAAACAAUUAUGGACAAAUGUGAAAUCAUUGAAGUAGAAUAAGCUAAAUAAAAUCAAAUCAUUUCAAAAAAAUUCAAAAUGAUUGGUAAAGAAAUUCAUCAACAUUUUGAAACUGCCAGAAAUCGAUAUGAAAAUGAAGAAAUAGAAAUUGAUGUCAAUGAAGGAUUUGAACGAUUUUUAUAAGAAAAUCAAUUUAAAAGAAAAUUAAUCUAAUAUUAAGUUAGUCAAGUUUAAAAUUUAAAUGAAGUUUUAAGUUAAAAGGCAAAAAGAGAAAUGACUAAUAAUUUUAUGGGUUCAGAUUCAGAAAAAAGAAAAUUAUUUUGA
Messenger RNA from Paramecium sonneborni, 1299 nucleotides. Lineage: Eukaryota; Ciliophora; Oligohymenophorea; Peniculida; Parameciidae. The record is from the annotation of a GenBank genome assembly.